AUGUGGAGCCAGCUGCUGCACUCGAAGCUCUCUACUGCCGGUUUCACGCGGUGUGAGAGCGACAUGUGUUUCUACUGGAAGCGCGAAGGCGACGACCUCGUCGUGGUCGGCGUGUAUGUCGACGAUCUUCUUGCGACAGGGACGAGCGCGGCGGCGGUCGAGCGCUUCUUUGCAAGCCUCGCGUCGUUGUCGAUCAAGGACCUGGGGCGUGUCAGCAAGCUCCUGGGAAUGCGCGUGACGCACAACGGUCAGAAUGGGUACACGCUCGAUCAGGAGGAGGCCAUAAGAGACCUCCUACGCGACAACGGACUCGCUGAUGCCAACUCAACGUGGACGCCGAUCGACGACAGCUGCUACGAGUUGGAGGAGGGCGACGCGGAGCUUCUUGGGACGCCAAGCGCGCAAUUAGGACCUACUGUGCACCAGUUUCAGUCGCUGGUCGGCUCGCUGCUCUGGGUGGCGUGUUGCACGCGCCCUGACAUAGCGUUUGCGGUGCACAAGGUCACGAGACGAGUCCACGCGCCUCGCCUAGCAGACUGGAAGUUGGAUAAACGCAUCGCGCGAUACCUCAAGGGUACGGCGGCGCUCAAGGUCACGAUGAUCCCAGAAGACAAUUUAGGUGUGGCGAUGCGACUAGAAUUGUUCAGCGACGCCGACUUUGCCGCCGACAAGACGGACCGGAAGUCAAUGACGGGCGGCAUCAUGAUGCUGAACGGGAUGGCCGUCAGCUGGGGUGCACGGAAGCAGGGAGGCGUCUCCCUGUCGACGAUGGAGGCGUAG
Molecule: messenger RNA, 780 nt
Organism: Peronospora matthiolae
Lineage: Eukaryota; Oomycota; Peronosporomycetes; Peronosporales; Peronosporaceae
Source: the annotation of a GenBank genome assembly